AUGUCUACACCAAAUUCUCUAGUCCUCGAGCCCGUGACGAUCGAAGACCUCCCAGCCAUCACAGAGCUAUGGUUUACCGUCUUCAACGACCCUGGCAUGACGCACCUCAUGCCCAACACACCAGGGAUACGCGAAUGGUUCACCCAAGCCAACCGCACGGACAUGCUCACCAAGCCGUACCAAAAAUACCUUAAAGUCGUCGACCCAAAUACCAAAGAUGCUCAAGGUCGCUCGCGGAUAGCCGCGUACGCGAAGUGGGAUCUGGCCAUGCCUGACGAGCGCGGGCCUCGGUUCCCGCCUUGGCACGGCGACAUGCCUCAAACGGAUUGCGAGAAAUUCUUCGGGUCGCUGGAAAGUGAGCGUAAGCGGGUGAUGGGGGAUCGGAAGCAUUAUUACCUUGAUAUGCUCGGUACGCAUCCUGACUACCGCUGCCGUGGUGCAGGCUCUAUGCUUGUUCGCUGGGGCUGUGACAUUGCGGACCGGGAGGGUGUUGGAGCGUAUAUCGAUGCCAGUGAGGCGGGUGUCCCCCUGUAUACGAAAUAUGGGUUUGUGGAUCGCCGUGACCCCGCGCGGACAAGUGAGGUGACCCCAAUGGCUCGAGUCUAG
Penicillium paradoxum is the source of this 606-nucleotide messenger RNA. Its product is annotated as GNAT family N-acetyltransferase. The transcript has 2 exons. Gene Ontology annotation, molecular function: acyltransferase activity, transferring groups other than amino-acyl groups. The coding region runs from base 1 to 606 and encodes 201 amino acids. Lineage: Eukaryota; Fungi; Ascomycota; Eurotiomycetes; Eurotiales; Aspergillaceae. The record is from RefSeq and is a predicted model, not a curated record.